GAAUAAAAUCAAGUAAAUAGGGAAAGAAGAAAUUCGUUGAAUAAUAAUUUGUGCCAGUGUUAUUGCAUAAACUUAAAUAUUGCAUCCCUUCGAAGCUGACGAACCUGCGGAGACGGUUUUUCGACGAAAGUGCAGCCGGGAGUAGAAAACAGAAUAUAAUGCCGAGCGGAAAAUGCAGCUCCUAGUUCUUAUCUUCGUCGGCUGCUUCGACCUCAUCACAACUCGAGUACGUUCCGAGGAUAUUUCGCUCACCCGGCAACCCCAUGGAGACAUCUUUAUCCUUGAGGAAUCUUCCACCGAGGCAUGCGUCGUGCUCAGCAGCGGAACCGCAAGUCCCUUCUCCUUCGCCUCGUCUUCCCCGGAGAUUCCAGUUUCAAACAGUUCCUACACCUGCCAGUGCAGCCCGAAACUUCCGGUAUUCAGGGAGGACCUCAGCAUCUGCGUCGACGACAUUCACGAAUGCGGCGCGGCUACAUUCGUCAGUAAUGCCGAAGUCCCCGAGAAGGUUCCCUACGUAUUUCUACCUCAGCAAGGACAGCUGAUUUAUCCUCAUGCUGAAAUACGCUUCGAAGGUGUUAAAACUCCGUUCUGCAAAGUGACUGGUGCCCAGCAACUGAGCCGAGGGGGAUGGACCGAGUUGCGGAAUCUGUCCACCGCGGACCCGCCAUUGAAGUUUGUGACAUACGAGGGACGGAGUUACUUGCAGUGGGUAGGAGAAGCCGAGCUGCGGGAUGCGACGGAGGGGCGAGUAGUCCGUGUGCAUUUGGUGUGCCGAGACGCCGACCGGGAGAAGCUGGCUCCUGAUGUAUUUACUCCCUGCGUGGCCUUCCGGGUGGCCGGCUCUCCGACGAAGAACACGAUUCGAGAGGUGGUGUUCUUCAACGACGCCCAAGUCUCCCAAGGCUUGUCCGCCAUCGAAUACACCGCCAUCGGAUUAUCCUCGGUUGUUCUCGCCCUGAUAUACGUCGCCAGCGUUCUCCUUUACCUUCACACAAGGAAGACCAAACGGAGACGCGUUGCGGAACCGGAAUCCGGCCUGAGCACCGGCCGCGAUAACAUCGGCAUCGUCAAAAGCAACCCUCUCCUAGCAGCUGGACGCCAUUUCGAAAGCGACGACAACAGUGGACGCAGUGAAAGCGAGCUUGGAGACGAUCAACCGCAAAGCGACAGUGAUCAGGGAUUUGAAAAUGUCACUUCUGCGGUGGUUCAUCCGCAUUGCGCGUACAGUUCAGACUCCGAUGGGAUGUUCGGGUCAGGUUCGAUACUUGGGGAACGUCUGCCAGAAGAGGAUGUUCGGAUUGUGGAAACAAUCGAGAACACUCAGCACCAGGAUAGCUCCUCACUACCGGGCAGCCAGAGACGGAAGCUGUACUUCAACCCGGCGUACUUCGACAGGCAACUACUACUGGCCCCACCUCCGGCCGCCAUAGAGUUUCUAUUCAAAAUACGCGAAGUCAUCUCCAUAGCGAAACACAAGAUGGCUGCGAAGCGAUUCGUUCCAACGCUUGUUGGGAUUCCGGAGGAGGAGAUUGGCCUGGAACGGAACGGUCGAACGGGUCUUCAUCGUCGAGGAAGCUCGGCUCAGGGGUCUGUCGCAAGAUCGAAAAAGUCUCAAAGCUGCACCGGAUGCCCAGGUUGCCGCGAAUCGCAGCCAAGUUUGCCGGUGCUUCCCGCACCUUCGCACUUAUGCCUGGGAGAAAGUAGGAUACGUGCAUGGUUGGAGGAUGUAAAACCGCCGGAGAGAAAGUGGAAGGACGCGGAAGACAGUAGACGGAACUUUGCAGAGAACGCGAGAUCCUUCGCGAAGAAUCUUGAGUACCUCAAAGAGAUGGCCAAGAGCGAUUUCGGCAGCCCCGAGAGGGCGAAUAAGCCCAUGUCCUCGUCGUGGAGGGACAAUCCGCCGAUGCUGAAGACCUUCCAGAACAUCGCGAAGAGUGAGAUAAUGGAGAACGACGACCGCCUCAGCGUAUCGAAACGUUCGACCAGGUCCAUGUUUGAGGAGUCGAACUUCAACCGGUACCACAACAUGUACAGCAGCAACAUCGAGACCUUGGAUAUGAACGACACGGUGAACGCGAAGGUCAGGAAAGCCAUAGAGAACUCGUUCAUCAAGCAAAUGGAGGAGAACGCGACUCUCGAGUCGUUGCAAUCGCUGGAAAAGAAACUGAUGGAUCCACCAUCGUUGAGAGAGGGACGAGCGACGCCCACGAAUUCGCACAAGUCUGCCAAGUCAUCGUCGAACGAUUCGGUGCCAAAAACACCGACGAGGAGGCCGAAGAAGUCACGCGCACCACCAGCCCCGAAAAAGCUGCCCGACAUGAUCAAGGAGCUUCCGAACGGAAAAUAUCCCGCCAAGAAGCUCAUGGAUGAAGUUAUCCAGGAAAUGGUUGUCGCCAAGGCGCUCGAGCAUGGACCAAAACUAGCCAAGGCUACCGACUUCGAGGUCGACAGUUUGGAACGCUCGAAGACCAGUCUAAAGUCCUCCUCGUCCCCGGACUCCACGGAUCGUCAUUCGAGUCCAGCUCUGUCGACAGCGCUACCUCUCGAUGAGGAACUGACUAUGCAGAACGCGAUAUUCAACGUGAAGACGGGGGCGAUGACGAUCUCGAAGUUGAAGAGUGAGGCGUUGGAGAGUAAGGCGACACCGAAAACGACCCUUUCAGAGCUAAUACUCCCCAGACCCCAGAGGUACUCACUGGUCAGCGAGGUUUACGUUAACGACGGGUACGCCAGCCCGGCCGGAAGCGAGUCUUCGGGGCCGGAAAUCCAGUACGAACCCGAGAACCCCGGGCACCUGACCAUCAAGGUCCUUGACUCGCCGGAGAACUACGUGAAGCAGGACGAUUCGGAGUACGAGCCGGACACGCUGGAUCGUAAACCGAUGAAGUUGAAGAUAAACGGGGACGUCAGCUACGGCAAGGGUAACCUUGACGAGGUAUACGUGGACUCGUUGGAGAGACCAGCCCACAUAUCGCUACGCAGCAAGGGAAGUUUCAGAACCGAAGAUUCGAAGGGUCACGAAACUGCACCGUUCCAACGUAGCUACGGAAGCCUGCGCGAGAUCUACGAAGCCAGACUGAGAAGCAACCUGAAGAACUCUGCGCUGCUGAGCAGCACGCGGUCCCUGAACGGGGACGCGGAGGUGGACACUAACUCCUGGCAGAAGAAGAAAUAUCUCACUCCUGAAAUGAAGCACAUCAAGAGACAACGGAAGCCUCAGAACCAGCCUGACGUCGUUCCCACUCCGAUCGACGAAUCGAUCUACCAACAGCCGAAACCACCGCGGCUGAUAGAAGGCCUAAUGACGAAGCCCCCUUUGCCACCGCCAAAAAACGGACGGGACAGGAGUCGCGUUGAUACUGGUAGCCCUGCGGCCAGCGAGAUCACUUCUGUCCCAGUUAAUUAUCACUCCGCGGGGAAGCAAUUCAUCAAUGAUAUCAACGAAUCGAAUGAGCCUUGCCUCUGUCGCCAAAAGAAGAAUGUCAUGUCGAGCAGCUUCGAGUCGUUGGCUACCUUGAACCAAGUCGAGAAGAAGCUCCAGCUGUCGAGGAACGAUAGUAGAAAGACAGUGAUCGGCGACGCUAAUGUGGACUCACACUGGCGAGUCAACGAAUAUCCGUCCAGAGAAUACGAGAAUGUAUCGUCCCUGCGCAUCAAUGCUAAUCCUUCGAAGUCCAAGGGCAGGAUCCCCUUGUUUCCAAUCGACACAAAGAGCUACCCUCCAGUGAGGAAGACUGUUUCCGGUCUCAGACAUUCCGGUUCAGAGAAAAGAGCCAGACAGUCAACGGCCGAGCCAAGAUGCCUCAUUUCCGAGGGGUGCAUCACCUUCCUGGCACCGGAACACCGCUCGUCGCCCCUGAAGAACUCCGGACGUCGAAACGGAGGUCGGAUCCGAACGGCACCUGGGAUCCAGGUCCAGCAGAACGGCUACAAGGUCGAGGACAGUGGAUACCUCAGCAGCACGGACAGCAACGGAUCCCACAAACAGCUACUGAAGCAGGACGUCAGCAGCGUUUCGGAAACGGAUGAAACGGAGUCGGCCUGUGAUGGAGCGAGCGAAAGCGGCGCGGAGAGCAUCGGCACGGACAGUGUGUUCUUUGGCAACUUCCGGAAGCUCUCGGAGAUGUCGAGCUUCUCGAAGAGCGUCGACUCCGGGGUGGAUCUGAACGUCCGGAACCCGUAUUUCCAGGCAUUUGGCAUCAGGAAUGAAGGCGGGGUUUUAGAGCGGCCGAGUUAUGCCGCCAGCGACAGCGAAACCGAUAGCUUUAUGACCGUUCUACCGCUGGCAGGUAGUAAACGGAACAGUUUGGUUUUAUAGUUGUAACAAAUAGGCGAAUAGUAACAAGAAAUUUCAGAGGUUGUGAAAAAGUUAUUAACGGAGUCCAGGGUACCUUUUAGCUUUUACGUUCUACUGGGACCAGCGUGUCCCGGAUCUUCCUUUUUUCAGUCGACCAAUUAUUCCAGGAAGGCUUCGAACGUCCGAAGACUUCGAACUAUUAGGGCCCAGAAAUCAAGGCCUUUCAAUGACUUAAAUAUUUUCU
Messenger RNA from Diprion similis, 4541 nucleotides. RefSeq lists its product as uncharacterized. Gene Ontology annotation, cellular component: cell cortex. Lineage: Eukaryota; Metazoa; Arthropoda; Insecta; Hymenoptera; Diprionidae. The coding region runs from base 173 to 4318 and encodes 1381 amino acids. The transcript is spliced from 10 exons. The record is from RefSeq and is a predicted model, not a curated record. Gene Ontology annotation, biological process: imaginal disc-derived wing hair organization.